Messenger RNA from Austrofundulus limnaeus, 1890 nucleotides. RefSeq names its product STAM binding protein-like 1 (gene stambpl1). Gene Ontology annotation, cellular component: endosome; membrane. The record is from RefSeq and is a predicted model, not a curated record. Gene Ontology annotation, molecular function: protein binding; metal-dependent deubiquitinase activity; K63-linked deubiquitinase activity. NCBI's taxonomy places the organism in Eukaryota, Metazoa, Chordata, Actinopteri, Cyprinodontiformes, Rivulidae. Gene Ontology annotation, biological process: protein K63-linked deubiquitination.
ACCCACCUGCGGGCUGGUACCGGGGCUGGUACACCGCGCGGAUACGGGAUGCGGACGGGACUGAAGAACGAGCAGCAUCAGCAUCAACAGUGAAGCAUCAUGGGAGGUGGCAGAUGGACGAGAUGACUGCGGGGCCACCACUGACACACUCACACUGAUACACACACACACACAUACACAGCAUGGAACAAGGUUUCAGCUUAAAAUUACUGAAGAAGCUGGCAGCAGAGCCGGACUACACCGACGUGUCUCUGACGGCGGCGGAGCGCGUCCGAGCUCUGGCAAAAAUGGGAUGCUGCGUGGAGAUCAAUGAGGACAUCGCUCCCAGGCGCUACUUCCGUUCCGGCGUGGAGAUGGAGCGCAUGGCGGCGGUUUACCUGGAGGAGGGUAGCCUGGAGAACGCCUAUGUCCUCUACACCAAACUCAUCACCCUGUUCGUAGAGAAGCUGCCUGGCCACAGAGACUACCAGCAGUGUUCAUCCAUCCCAGAGAAGCAGCUCAUCAUGAAGAAACUUCAAGAGGUGGCGUUUCCUCGCAAAGAGGAGCUGAAGAGGCGUCUUCAGGAAAAAUAUAGCAGGCAGCACAUCGAGUACCUCAGAGCCCAGGUUGGUGAGGGUCAGAACCAGGAGGUGGUGGUGGACGGAUGUGGCCAGCAGCUGCAGCGCCUGUCUCUACUGGACGAGGACAGGAAGCACCUCUCACAAUUAGACAAAGAUCGGCAGUGCCUCCAGCUGGAGGAGGAGAAGCAGCGAGUUGCAGCACUACGGCGACUUCAGAUCGAGUCAGAACAGUUUCGUUACUUCGAGGACCAGCUGAAACGCCAGGAGAUGGCCAAUAAAAAAGGAGAGGAGGCAGGGCUAAAGGUGGAGACCAAAGUACCUGAGGUCAUAGAUGGUUCCUGUUUGUCUCAACAGUCAAUCAGGGGUGGCAUGCAACGUCAGGGUGCGGACCUAAACAGAAACCGGCCUCCUGCUGCCUUCAGCCAAUCAGCUGCCUCUCUGGCAGGAGUACACAGUCCGAGGGUGGAGGGUCUGAGGCGGGUGGUGAUUCCCAGAGAUCUGACGUACAGGUUUCUCCUGCUGGCUGACUCCAACACAACGCGGGGCAUCGAGACCUGUGGAGUCCUCUGUGGACGGCUGACCCAUCCCACACAGACAGCUUUCCUAUCCAGUGUGGACCUUCACACUCACUGUUCGUAUCAGCUGAUGCUCCCGGAGGCCAUCGCCAUCGUCUGUGCUCCUAAACACAAUGAUACGGGUGUGUUCAGGCUGACCGGUCCUGGGAUGUCGGAGGUUUCAGCCUGCAGACUUAAAGGUUUCCAUCCUCACUCCAAGGAGCCACCUCUCUUCACCGUGUGCAAACAUGUGGUGUUAAGAGCCGUGAAGCUCAACCUGCUGGACCUCAGGUGACAGACGGGGGCCGCUGUUUGCCUGUUUACUGCCGGGCUUUUAUUCUGAAGAGGAAACUGUGAACCUGCUGUGUGUGUGUUUAUUUGUGUGUGUGUGUGUAUGGGUUGAGCUGCCGGCUGCACACAGACACAAGGAACUUUAUUUUUCUGGGAUAUUUAAACUCAGAGUUUUGUUUCCAGGACAUGAAGAAGAGUCAGACGUUGAAGUGACCGCGUGCCUUCUGACGAAAACAUGAAUGUUUGACAAAUAAAUUUUUACAGAAAACGUUUUGCUGAUUUAAACAGAAACUUUGAUACCAAACAGUGUUUUAUUUUCUGAAUGACAUAAGCUCAUUGUUCAAAACUUAAACUGAACCCUUUACAGUGUCAACAUAUUUACUUUUUUUAAAGAUAAAUUCUGUCCCAAUUAAAGCCUGCGGUUGUUUCAGGUCCCGAACACAGAUCAAAAACAUGGAUCACUAAUAAAAACAUCUCAAAACCAA